CCCACAUUAACUUUCUGUCUCUCUUUCUCUGUCUAUCUAUCUCACCACGUUGGCAGGUUCAUUAGAUUCCCCAUUCAGAAGGAUGGCUCUCUCUCUCAUCAUGUUCAUAGGAUUUUCUAGAAAAAAAAAACGAUAUUUUCUGGCCGAUAUUUUCCCGGGACAUAUGGGGACAUUUGAAGCCCGUCUUCCGCAGAGGAGCUACCCCUUUUCGUUGAUGGCUUCGUUGAUCCCUCCUUCUCUGAAGACCAGUCUUCAACGCAAGCUCUGCGCCCCACGCUCAGACCUUCCACGUGUGCGAAUCACACUUCCCAAACAAGGGAAGAGGAUGGUGUUCUCAGCCGUCUGCUCGGCUUCACAAUCAGGAGAAAACAGCAACGUACCCAUCGUGACCCGCAGCUCUGCUUUUUUCAAUUAGAAUUUAGGAGAGAAGACCUUUUUUGCAUUAUCCAGGGCGAAUUUCCGAGGUCAAACGCGUAACAAAAGAAACGAAUGUUCAAGUGCAACUGAAUUUGGAUGGCACAGGGAUUGCUGAUUCUAGUACCGGUAUACCCUUUUUAGAUCACAUGCUGGAUCAACUGGCCUCUCAUGGCUUGUUUGAUGUUCAUGUAAAGGCUCGUGGUGAUAUUCAUAUUGAUGACCACCACACAAAUGAGGAUGUUGCACUUGCCAUUGGAACAGCAUUACUUCAAGCCCUUGGAGACAGAAAAGGAAUUAACCGCUUUGGAGAUUUUUCUGCUCCUCUUGACGAGGCUCUUGUGCACGUUUCACUGGAUUUAUCUGGGCGACCUCAUUUAAGUUAUGACUUGAAAAUCCCGACAGAAAGAGUUGGCACAUAUGACACGCAGCUUGUCGAACACUUCUUUCAAUCUCUAGUGAACACAUCAGGAAUGACCCUUCACAUUCGACAGCUUGCUGGGAAGAAUUCACACCACAUUAUUGAAGCAACUUUUAAGGCUUUUGCAAGAUCACUUCGGCAGGCCACUGAGUUUGAUUUGCGAAGGCAGGGGUCUAUUCCAAGUUCUAAGGGUGUGCUAUCUCGCUCAUGAUCCAAAAAGAGUCAAUUGAAGCUUGGGUCAAGUUCAGCUUCUUCCAAUCAGAAAAGGUGAGAGGAAUUGAACGGCAGACCGGAAGGACUAGUCCAUUUAUUGAAGAACUUGUAUGUCCUAUCAAGGAGGUUUCCUUUUUAUUUUGUAUCGUGAACUAGUCCUCCUGAAAGUCUACCUGUACUUUCUAUAUAAUAAAUUUUGACAGUGACUUCUAACA
This is a messenger RNA of Nymphaea colorata (pocket water lily), 1263 nucleotides long. Its product is annotated as imidazoleglycerol-phosphate dehydratase, chloroplastic. The transcript is spliced from 9 exons. The record is from RefSeq and is a predicted model, not a curated record. The coding region runs from base 564 to 1046 and encodes 160 amino acids. Gene Ontology annotation, molecular function: imidazoleglycerol-phosphate dehydratase activity. Gene Ontology annotation, biological process: L-histidine biosynthetic process. NCBI's taxonomy places the organism in Eukaryota, Viridiplantae, Streptophyta, Magnoliopsida, Nymphaeales, Nymphaeaceae.